CAAGUCUGGUCAAUUGCCUCCUGUUGCGUAUCCAAGAAAACAUGGUCAUAGAUUGUUCGUACCUUGAGACAAUAACAUUAACCACAGCCUAAGUGUAAAACGUCACUGGAGUGUCGGCACAUUAUCGACGGUCAAUCGAAAUACAUAAAUGCACCAUUAACGAAGGAAAAAAAUAGAAACAAGCAAAACAGUUUUACGUGUUUAAACCAAAUGUCAUAAACUUGAAAAUCCAAUUAGACAGGUGUGCUUGUAAAUUGAUUUCUAGCGUUUUAAUUGAAAAGCGACCAAUAAGUUCUCAAGCCCAAACAAUCGCACGGUGUGAUGUCUAAUGUCUAUGAACUCGUUAUCAGUAUUCAGCUGCAGAAGAGCAGUAAACUGUUAUCAGUAAUCCUCUUCCCGUAAAUAUUUUGUCAUGCCCUUUACGACGGCGUCACUUGCUCAACAACAACUACUAUCGUCCACGACAAUCAAGUUCUUCUGUUUUUCAUUUUCCUUAUUUCUUUAGUAAGAACUCAAAUCACUCCCAAAAUCAUUGGGUACGCAAUAAAACACCCUAUGUCGGCACGGAACUGAUUUUUUGGAGAGCGACAAAAUCCACAAUAGUCGACGUAAACGCGCGUCACGCGACGGUACAAGUGGUCGAUCUCCAUGAUAUUCAUUUUUUCCCUGCUUUUCUUUGUCUAUUUUUUAUGGUCUUCAGAUCACGUAACUUGCCAUACUCGAUACAGAUAAGCAACGGCGGCGGAGAUAACGUGAACACUCAGCGGGCGGCGACGCAUCUACAUCAAUAUACAACAACGACAACAACUUUGAUUUAAUAAUUGUUUACCCAUAGACCAUAAUAUAAUAAUUUAUGGUAUUAUCGAUCUUUUAAUGGCGACGUCGAUCAUAUUUUCGUUAUAGUUAUUACGAGUUGUGUGUCCGUUGUCGUAGCCGUGUGCGUCCUCGUCAAAAAUAAUAACAUUUCGAAUAAUAAUAUUGUGUGUUGUCCUUGCGCGCAAUUGCGUCACACAUAUCGUUUUCCCAUUUCUGUUAGCUAACAGUAUCGUGUCCGGUGUCCCACACAAUAAUUGUUGUCGUCUGGCUUCCCACCCCAGCAACUGACGUAAAGAAACCCCAAAAACAAAAGUGAUAGGUAUACAGGCACCAAACGCACGAUAGACGACAAGUGUCAAUUACUGCCCGUGCACAUUACCGAGUGGUACCACACACCUGCCCAGUGUGUUUUUGACACUUAAGAUUUGUCAAAAAAUGAACAUCGUUGUCUGAAAACUAAAUACGCAGCAGUUCAUAAUAUAAUUGAUAAGAAAUGCCGCUCUUCUACAGUGUAGUAGCCAGGGGUAUGGUUGUACUAGCCAAGCAUGCCAACUAUCAAGGAAAUUUUGGAGAAAUUCUAGAAGGAGUCUUAAUCCAAAUUGGACCAGAAAACAAGAAACAAAGCUUACUACAUGACCGUUACUUAUAUCACUACAUUUGUGAAGAUCAAAUAGUUUAUAUGUGUAUCACAGACGAUGAAUUCCAAAGAUCUAAAGCAUUUUUUUUCUUAAAUGAAAUAAAACGAAGAUUUCAAGCUACAUAUGGUCAUCGAGCAUCCAAUGCUAUUGCAUAUUCCAUGAAUUCUGAGUUUGCACCAAUACUUGCUUCUGAAAUGAAACGAUUUUCUAGUCCUAAUGAAUUUGAUACAUUAUCAAAAGUGCAUGGAGAACUAGAUGAAUUAAAGGACAUAAUGGUUCGAAAUAUUGACAAUGUAGCUCUUCGUGGUGAAAAACUUGAACUAUUGGUUAAUAAAACUGAAAACUUGUGUUCACAAUCUAUGAAUUUCAGAGUUCAAAGUCGUACUCUGCGUCGUUCAUUAUUCUGGAAAAAUGUCAAAAUAUAUGUUUUGUUUAUAGCUAUAGGACUUGCUGUUAUUUAUUUCAUGACUGCUUUCUUCUGUGGAUCACUUGCUCUCAAUUGUAGUUAAUUUUUAUGAAAUUAUAAUAUUUAUUUUAUGUAUACUUAUGCCCAUACAACGUCUCAAAUUUUA
Molecule: messenger RNA, 2026 nt
Organism: Myzus persicae (green peach aphid)
Lineage: Eukaryota; Metazoa; Arthropoda; Insecta; Hemiptera; Aphididae
Gene: Vamp7
Product: vesicle-associated membrane protein 7
Exons: 6
Coding region: 1310-1963 (217 amino acids)
Biological process (GO): exocytosis; vesicle fusion
Cellular component (GO): SNARE complex; membrane
Molecular function (GO): SNARE binding; SNAP receptor activity
Source: RefSeq, a predicted model, not a curated record